This is a messenger RNA of Nicotiana attenuata, 1164 nucleotides long. RefSeq lists its product as uncharacterized. Lineage: Eukaryota; Viridiplantae; Streptophyta; Magnoliopsida; Solanales; Solanaceae. The transcript is spliced from 2 exons. The coding region runs from base 1 to 1164 and encodes 387 amino acids. The record is from RefSeq and is a predicted model, not a curated record.
AUGGUGCUAGUUGAGUUAGUUUUUCAUCAUGGUGGAGAAUGGAGUAGUAAGCCACACCUGUUGUAUAAAGAGAAGAAUGUGCACAUCAAUAAAGGUUUUGACUCUGACUUGCUCUCUUAUGCUGACUUAGUUGCUGAAUUUGAUACAAAGUUUGGGUAUAUAGGGGUGCAGCAAUUAAUAGUAAAGGGUCCCGGCGGUAGAUAUUAUGAAAUAGAUGGGGAUAUUGGGAUUAGGACACUAUUGGACCUUGUUGAUGAACAGUGUAAUGUUAUUAAUUUGUUUGCUAUAGAAGAGUGUGAACCUGCACUUGAUGUACCUAAUAUAGUCACUCAUAGUGAGUCACACACAGUAGAAGUUGAAGCUGCUACUGAUUGUAGUGAUAAUGAUAGUGAGGAAAAUGAUUCUGCUAUUGAUUCUGAUUCUCCUAAUUCUAAUGAUUCGGAGCAACUUUUUUUACAAAAGAAGAGGGUCAUCAAUGAUAAGUUAACUGAUUAUAAAGAGUUAGAUAGGUCAAUGACAUUUAAAGAUAUACCUGAAGCUAGGAAAAUGAUCAACAUGUAUUCUCUUGCAAAUGGGUAUAACUCUAAGCAACUUAAAAGUGACCCUACAAGGCUUAGGAUUCUUCAGGGGGGUGGGGUUAAAUUCAAGACUUUAGAGCCUGAGCACACAUGUGAACCUGCAUUUGAAAAUCAUGGAGUACAUGCAAACACAAUAGCUGAUUACUUUAAACAAGGCUUGCAAGAUAACCCCAAAAUUAAGAUUAGAGAGAUGAAGGCAAGCUUGAAAGCUGCAUUUAAUGUAAAUGUUAGUGAAUCUAAGUGCAAAAGGGCAAAGAGAAUGAUUUUGGAGAAACUUGAAGGUAGUUUUACAGAUGAAUAUAAUAAGCUUCUUGCCUAUGCCAAUGAAUUGAAACUUAGCAAUCCUGGGAGUGAUGUGAUAAUUAACUUAUCAAAAGAUGCUCUUGAAGAAGGGAAAAGGAGGUUUUUAAGGAUGUAUAUUUGUUUUCAAGCAAUAAAGUCUGGGUUUAAGAGUGGUUUGAGGCCUUUCAUUGGACUGGAUGGAACAUUUUUGAAAGGGAAGGCUAAAGGUCAGCUGUUGGUGAAGAUUCUGCCAAUCAUUUCUACCCAUUGGCUUGGGCUAUUGUUGACAAAGAAACAAAACUAA